AAGAAGAAGAUUAAAGCCAACUCUCCAGCUGUGUGACGAAACCUGCUCCUCCACCAGCGAUACUUCCUUAACUUGCCACAACAAGCUCUGACUUUCGAUAAAGGACGACAACAACUCGAUAAUCUAAAAAACGUCUUAAUUGCUCUCCGCGUUUCAACAUUAUUAAAACAUCAGCGGUUGUGGCUCAGUCGCCUUGUUAGCAUUAGCUUCACAACGGGAAGCUAUCUAACAGCUGUUCAUUCUUUAUUUGCUUUUAGCUUUUUUCCCCAACCCAACUUAUGACAAAGUCAUCUUUUUUUGGUUUCCAUAAACUCAAUUCUGCGGGUGGCCGCAUGUGUGCGUUUUGAAGCGUUGGAUGUUGCCUGCUGUAUCUACCGUUUGUUUUUGUCGACUGGAGCUAUAUUUAAAUGGCCACCGCGGCACCCCCUCCUCCGGCCUCUGCCUCCACCGGAGCCACCGAGAACGCUAGUCCCGGGUCUGGCAGCUCUAACGCGGCCGACGGAGGCAACCAGGACAGCACUUUUGAGUGUAACAUUUGUCUGGACACCGCCAAGGAUGCUGUGAUCAGCCUGUGUGGACACCUCUUCUGCUGGCCCUGUUUGCACCAGUGGUUAGAGACGCGACCCAGCAGACAAGUGUGUCCAGUGUGCAAAGCCGGCAUAAGCAGAGACAAGGUCAUCCCCUUAUAUGGGCGAGGAAGUACGGGUCAGCAGGACCCCAGAGAAAAAACACCCCCACGACCACAAGGGCAAAGGCCUGAGCCAGAAAACCGUGGUGGUUUCCAAGGAUUCGGCUUUGGAGAUGGAGGUUUUCAGAUGUCCUUUGGAAUCGGUGCUUUUCCCUUUGGUAUUUUUGCCACAGCCUUUAACAUAAAUGACGGCAGACCUCCUCCAGCUGCCCCGGGGACACCGCAGCACAUGGACGAACAGUUCCUGUCUCGACUCUUCCUCUUAGUCGCUGUGGUCAUCAUGUUUUGGCUCCUCAUAGCGUGAAUACCUGCAAGGAUCCCCUCAAAAGGAUUUCAUAGACAAUACUGUUUUUCUCUCCCUCUUCUCUUCAUAGAAAGCCACCUGAGAUUGAUUCUAAGUGAAAUAGCUCUAUAUUCAUCUCAGCAAUCAAAAUGAAAACACACACAAGCGAUAAACAGAAAAAAAACUCUUCUUUAUGCGGGUUGAUGGAUGCAUUAUGAUUUGACAAAGUUGUAUUAUAAUAAGAAUAAUGGUGGAGUGUUCCAUCUAGAGCAGGGGUCACCAACGUUUUUCCUUGUGAGAGCUACUUCUACAAAAUGAAAAUGGCCAAGAGCUACUCAUUUUUGUAACAGUUAUUUUCAGAGCUUAUUUUAAACCCAAACAAAGCGACUAUGCUUGUUUUCCCAGAACAUUAACAAAAUGCUGGUGUCCACAACUCACAUUAUUCUUUCAUUAUUAACUGAAAACCUGAAUGAAAAGCAGGCUUGCGGGCACCUUGUGGUCGUGGGGGGCUACCUGGUGCCCGCGGGCACCACGUUGGUGACCCCUGAUCUAGACAAUACGGUUUCUGCUUGGUGAAUGUGUGAAAUGUACCAGAACCUUUAAACCAAAGCCUGUUUUAUGCAGAGAACAAAUGGAAUUCAGCCAUAAGCCACACAUCACUGUUGUAAUGAAAGAAGAAUCAUGA
Molecule: messenger RNA, 1656 nt
Organism: Dunckerocampus dactyliophorus (ringed pipefish)
Lineage: Eukaryota; Metazoa; Chordata; Actinopteri; Syngnathiformes; Syngnathidae
Gene: rnf185
Product: ring finger protein 185
Exons: 6
Coding region: 408-992 (194 amino acids)
Biological process (GO): ubiquitin-dependent protein catabolic process
Cellular component (GO): endoplasmic reticulum
Molecular function (GO): ubiquitin-like protein conjugating enzyme binding; ubiquitin protein ligase activity; metal ion binding
Source: RefSeq, a predicted model, not a curated record